AUGGUUGACUCCACAGGUGAUCCAGGGACAGGUAAAGACAUGGAAGAUCUGACAAAAGGCUUGGAGGAACUCUGUGAGAGCUCUAAGGAACAGAGCGAGGAGACCCUGCUGCUUUCACAGCAAGAACAUCAUCAUCAUCUUGUCUCUAUACUGAAGAAGAAAGUGGAUGGCAUACACAAACGCUGCAGAGACCUGGAGCAGCUCAACAUGGAGCUGGAGAAACUGAGGGCAGAGAAUGCUGUGAAAAUGAAAACCCAGACCCAGUGUAUUCAGUGUUUGGAGGGAUGCUUCAUGGAUCUGGUCAAAAACCAUGAAAAGAUGAUCCAGUUCAAAAAUGAACACGAAAACCAGCACACGCAGCUGUGGGAGGAGAACAAACGCCUGCAGCAGGACAGGGAAGCACUCUUCAGCCAGGCUGUGAGGGAGAAGGAAGCUGAGGUGCUCCGGCUGGCGGCCCAGGCAAGGAAGCUCUCACAGCUGUUAUGCUCCUUGCGGGAGAAAUAUGCUUAUGAGAGUCACAGAGCACAGGAGCGAGAGAAGGAGCUGCUGGAAGCUCAGAGCCAGCGGGCAGAUGCCUACGCCCAGGAGGUGGAUUCACUAAAGAAGCAGCUACAACUCCUACAGGAGAGGCACCAACAAGCUGCUGCAAGGGCUGAGCAGGUAGAGAGUCAGCAGAAGGCUCAGGGCAAUGAGCUGCAGGCCAAGCUGGAAAGAAAACAUGAAGAGACAGAGCAGCUACUGAACCUGGUCAUGGAGAGGAGCGAAGCUCUGCAAGAUAAGGAACCGGAGAUUCAGAAGCUGGAGGAGAAGCUAGAGACCAUGGAAGAAGCCAGGCAAAGAGCAGGAAGGUGCCUCAAGAAAGAGGCAGCAAGAGUAGACAAAGAUCUGAAAGUUCAGGAGCUCCAAGGACAGUUAGAACGCAGCAAGCAGGCAUACAGUGAGCUCUUGCUGCAGUUCGAUGCUUACAGAAAGCACAGUAUGGAUUUGCUGACUAAAGAGAGAGCUCUAAAUGUCAAACUCUGUCACUUUGUUGCAUAA
Molecule: messenger RNA, 1038 nt
Organism: Hirundo rustica (Barn swallow)
Lineage: Eukaryota; Metazoa; Chordata; Aves; Passeriformes; Hirundinidae
Gene: CCDC89
Product: coiled-coil domain containing 89
Exons: 1
Coding region: 1-1038 (345 amino acids)
Source: RefSeq, a predicted model, not a curated record